Messenger RNA from Balearica regulorum gibbericeps (East African grey crowned-crane), 2684 nucleotides. Lineage: Eukaryota; Metazoa; Chordata; Aves; Gruiformes; Gruidae. The record is from RefSeq and is a predicted model, not a curated record.
AACCCAAAUGUAAGUGUAUUUCAGAGAAAAUUUGUGAAUGAAGUAAAGAAGUGUGAAGAAAUGGAAAGAAUACUUGGAUAUUUAGUACAAGAAAUUAAAAAAGCGGAUAUUCCACUUCCUGAAGGAGAUGUUGCUCCUCCUGCCCCCUUGCUGAAACACAUUUUAGAAAUCCAGGAACAGUUGCAGAAGCUGGAGACAGAAUUGAGGGAAGUAACUAAAAACAAAGAAAAGUUGAGAAAAAACCUGCUUGAACUGACAGAAUACACGUGCAUGUUAGAGGUCACGCAAAGAUUUGUCAGGAGAACAGCUGAGUACGAAUCCCAUUUACAUGCAAAUUAUGAAGAAUUUCCAUCUGUGGAAAGUGAGCCAUUAGUGGAUUACAACUGUAUGCACAGACUGGGUGCCAAGCUGGGCUUCAUAUCUGGCUUAGUUAACAUAGCAAAAGUUGAAGCAUUUGAAAAAAUGCUGUGGAGAGUCUGUAAAGGAUAUACUAUUCUUACGUACGCAGAGUUGGAUGAAUGCCUGGAAGAUCCAGAUACAGGCGAAACCACAAAAUGGUUUGUUUUUUUAGUGUCCUACUGGGGUGAACAAAUUGGCCAGAAAGUCAAGAAGAUUUGUGACUGCUAUCACUGUCAUGUGUAUCCCUAUCCAAAUACCACGGAGGAGCGCAAGGCAGUUGUUGAGGGACUAAAUGUUCGUAUUCAGGAUCUUCAUACUGUGCUGCAUAAAACUGAGGAUUAUUUACGCCAAGUCUUGUGUAAAGCAUCUGAAUCCAUCUAUACAUGGGUUAUCCAAGUGAAGAAGAUGAAAGCCAUUUAUCAUGUACUCAACCUGUGCAGUUUUGAUGUCACAAAUAAAUGUUUAAUUGCUGAGGUUUGGUGUCCAGUGGCUGAUCUGCAGAAUUUGCGCCAUGCCUUGGAGGAAGGUUCAAGGAAGAGUGGAGCUACAAUUUCUUCAUUCAUGAAUACCAUCCCAACAACACAACCUCCUCCAACUUUGAUACGUACCAAUAAAUUCACCUCAGGGUUCCAGAACAUCGUUGAUGCUUAUGGAGUUGGAAACUAUGGGGAAGUUAAUCCAGCUCUCUAUACCAUCAUCACUUUUCCCUUCUUGUUUGCGGUUAUGUUUGGAGACUUCGGGCACGGUCUACUAAUGUUCAUAUUUGCACUCCUGACAAUACUGUAUGAAAAACACCCUAGAUUACAAAGGUCACAAGAUGAGAUAAUGAAAAUGUUAUUUGAAGGCCGAUAUGUUAUUUUAUUAAUGGGUCUCUUUUCUGUAUACACUGGAUUGAUCUAUAAUGACUGUUUUUCAAAGUCAUUGAAUAUAUUUGGUUCUGGAUGGAAUGUUUCAGCAAUGUUUGAACAGAAGGUUUGGCGUCCUGAGGAUCUGAAGUCUAACCAAUUUUUGACACUGGAUCCAAAUGUUACUGGUGUAUACAAUGGAGCUUAUCCCUUUGGAAUUGAUCCGAUCUGGAAUUUGGCAAGCAAUCGUCUCAGUUUUUUAAAUUCUUUCAAAAUGAAAAUGUCUGUGAUUUUUGGAGUAACUCACAUGACCUUUGGAGUUGUAUUGGGGGUAUUUAACCACUUGCAUUUCAAGAAGAAGUAUAAUAUUUAUUUGGUUUUUCUUCCUGAACUUUUAUUCAUGAUGUGCAUUUUUGGCUACCUUGUGUUUAUGAUCUUCUUUAAAUGGUUAGCAUACUCUGCAGAGGACUCUACAUCUGCUCCUAGUAUUCUGAUUCAAUUUAUUAACAUGUUCCUGUUUCCUGGUGGUGAAACAGAGGUCUUCUACACCGGACAGGUUGCUCUGCAGAGGUUUUUACUUAGUAUUGCUUUCCUCUCUGUUCCUGUAAUGCUUUUUGGUAAACCACUUUAUUUAUAUUGGUUGCACAGUGGAGGCCGAGGCAUUAGAAUGUACAGGAGUGGCUACAAGCUAAUUCGAAAAGAAAGUGAAGAAGAACUUUCCCUGCUGAGAUGUCAUGAUGUAGAAGAAGGAAGCAGUCAUUCAGACAGUGGGCACAGAGAGGGCGAUGCAGAGGAGUUUAAUUUUGCAGAUGUUUUUAUGAAUCAAGCAAUUCAUACCAUUGAAUACUGUCUAGGAUGUAUUUCUAAUACAGCCUCGUAUCUGAGACUCUGGGCAUUAAGUCUUGCUCAUGCACAGUUAUCGGAAGUUCUAUGGCAAAUGGUGAUGAGAGUGGGUCUUCGUGUGGAUGCAACAUAUGGUGUCUUACUGCUAGUCCCAGUUCUAGCCUUUUUUGCUGUGCUAACAGUUUUUAUUCUUUUGGUCAUGGAAGGGCUCUCUGCUUUUCUCCAUGCUAUACGACUUCACUGGGUGGAAUUUCAGAACAAAUUCUACUCUGGUGGAGGAUACAAGUUUACGCCUUUCUCUUUUAAGCACAUUUCUUUACAUUUUAAUAAAGAUGACGCGGCAUAGUUUGGUUGCUGUCAGCAGAAAUGUUUGGAAUUGUCUGCAAAAAUCAUGUGAUUGGAUCUCACCUAUGAAUGGUUUCUUGUAGGACAAAGUGUUUUUCACUGAUUGCCUUACAAUGCAGCCAAAUAAUUCUAAUACAUACCUCCCAUAGAAAUACAUAGCAGAUCUGGAGCAUCUUGUAAAGUAUAUUGAUAUAAAAUGUACAUUUUUCUUGAUAAACUAAUGUUGUAAAUUAAUUUUAUUCUUAAAAAAAA